Messenger RNA from Gracilinanus agilis (Agile Gracile Mouse Opossum), 2140 nucleotides. RefSeq names its product spermine synthase (gene SMS). Bases 490 to 1590 code for a protein of 366 amino acids. The transcript is spliced from 11 exons. Gene Ontology annotation, molecular function: spermine synthase activity. NCBI's taxonomy places the organism in Eukaryota, Metazoa, Chordata, Mammalia, Didelphimorphia, Didelphidae. Gene Ontology annotation, biological process: spermine biosynthetic process. The record is from RefSeq and is a predicted model, not a curated record.
GCAUAGGAUAGAAGAGCUUUUUCUCCCAGGUUUUAAGAAUUCUCCUUCCCUCCCCUAGGUUCACUUCCCCCUCUGGGGUUAGGCAAAGCUCCUCUUUUUUUUUUUUUUUUGGCAGCGGAGUUCUUUCUCCCUCCCUCCCUCGAGCGUCCGCACGGUCGCGUCUCGCCCCUCCUCCCUCCCGUGUGACUGAGCAACCCUGCGCUCUGCAGCUGCGGGGCUGGCUCGCUCGUGCGCGCGCCCUCUCUCUCUCUCUCUCUCCUCUCCUUUCCUGACUCGUCCCUCCCUCCCCGGCCUCAAAUAGCGAAGCGCACUCGCCAGUGCAGCCUAACACACACACGCGCACACACACAUACACACGCACGCACACACGGUUGCACACGCAGCAGCAGCAGCUUUAGCGGCGGCAGCAGAAGCAGCAGCAGCAGCAGCAGCAAGCAAACAGCAGCAGCGGCCGCCUCCACCAGGCAUGGCACUGGGCUCUACCUCAUUAUGGCAGCCGCGCGACACAACACCCUCGACUUCCAGCUCUGUGCGAAAGCAGAUGGAGAUGCCAUUCUUAAAGGUCUACAGUCUGUUUUUGAAGAGCAGGCAAUGACAGAAACAAUUCACACUUGGGAAGAUCAUGGAUAUUUAGCAACCUACAUUAAUAAAAAUGGCAGUUUUGCCAGUCUGAGAAUUUACCCACAUGGAUUGGUGUUGAUGGAUGUACAGAGUUACAACAAUGAUUUGAAAGGAAAAGAAGAAAUUGACAAUCUACUAAACAAACUAGAAGAAAGAAUGAAAGAACUAUGUCAAGGCAAUAUUGGAAGGUUAAAACGAUUGCCAGCUCUUGUACGAGGAGGCAAGAUCGAUAAGUAUUGGCCUACAGCUGAUGGACGCCUGGUGGAAUAUGACAUAGAUGAAGUUGUAUAUGAUGAAGAUUCACCUUAUCAGAACAUUAAAAUUCUGCAUUCAAAGCAGUUUGGAAAUAUCCUUAUCCUCAGUGGGGAUGUCAAUUUGGCAGAGAGUGACUUGGCAUAUACACAAGCCAUAAUGGGCAGUGGGAAGGAAGAUUACACUGACAAAGAAGUGCUGAUUCUGGGCGGUGGAGAUGGGGGUAUAUUAUAUGAAAUAGUCAAAUUGAAACCAAAGAUGGUCACUAUGGUAGAGAUUGACCAAAUGGUGAUUGACGGGUGUAAGAAAUACAUGCGUAAAACAUGUGGAGAUGUCUUAGACAAUCUUAAAGGAGAGUGCUAUCAGGUUCUAAUAGAAGAUUGUAUUCCAGUACUGAAGAGGUAUGCCAAAGAAGGGAGAAUGUUUGAUUAUGUGAUUAAUGAUCUGACAGCUGUUCCAAUCUCCACAUCUCCAGAAGAAGAUUCUACAUGGGAAUUUCUCAGACUGAUCCUUGACCUUUCAAUGAAAGUAUUGAAACAUGAUGGAAAAUACUUUACACAGGGAAACUGUAUCAAUUUGACUGAAGCCUUGACUCUCUAUGAAGAACAACUUAGCCGGCUUUAUUGUCCUGUGGAAUUCUCAAAGGAAAUUGUAUGUGUUCCCUCAUACAUGGAAUUGUGGGUAUUUUACACUGUUUGGAAGAAAACUGAAUUUUGAAGAUUACUCUUGCCUGCGUAUUGCCAUCUUGAACCUUUUAAAUUAUAUGCUCUAGAUGAUUCUGAAAUUAGUCAUUCUAUUGAUUGUGAAUUCCUUAAAAAGUUUUUUUUAUUAUUAUUUUAAUUUAAAAAGCAAAUGGAAAAAUGUAUAUUUUGAUGAGCUCUAGGGUGUUAUUUUUUGAAAGUCAACUUAAAGAUGAAUUGGCAGCACUGCUGCUGAAUGCACUGAACCUUUUAGAAUGUGAUCCUUGUAUUUCUGUUAAUGUAGGCUUUUAUGAUAGAGCUUCAUUAGUGUGGUGUGUGGGUGGGUGGAUGGGUGAAUGUGUGGAUGUAUGUAUGGAAGAGAGAGAAAAAAGAAUGGGUAGUAUGGGGAAUGUAUGAAGUAUAAUGUUGUAGUAUCUUUUUUUUAUUUCAUUCUUUAAAAAAUUUCAUUCUUAAGGAAUACCUGAAAAAACAUAUUUUUUUUCCUUUUCCAAAAGUUGAUUAUGGUUUAGAGAUUGGGUUAAAGGAGACUUUAAAGUGAAUAACAGUGCUUCCAUUAUAAAAAUUAA